Molecule: messenger RNA, 2603 nt
Organism: Pseudo-nitzschia multistriata
Lineage: Eukaryota; Bacillariophyta; Bacillariophyceae; Bacillariales; Bacillariaceae
Source: the annotation of a GenBank genome assembly
CUCAAUACACCACUUUCUUUUCCUCCAUAGCCCCUGUUGAUAACCAUCUGAUACACACAAGGACCAAAGAACAAUCGCAUCGAGAAGCUGUAACAGUCUAGAUUAGAAGCACCAGGUCCCGUUCGCGAACGAAACAAGAGACAGACAUACCGUACAUUCCCUGCCAGCAGCAACAACAAAACAAGAAGAAAUAGCACCAAACCCAGCAAUCAAAGCAGGACAGAAAUUGCCUGUUUUGUUUUUUACCGCUGCUGCUUGCGGAAGUCUUCAACAAAUUCAAUUCCGAAUCCAAAUUGACUCAUUAGGUUUGAUCGAUCGAUCGAUMAAUCCAUCAAUCCAUCAACCCAUUCAUCGAACCUCCUACAAAGAAUAAUAGAAUCCUAUUGGGAAACAUACCGCACCCGAUUAGAAGGAUUAUUUCUGGAGUAGAAAGGAACCAAAGCAACAACUGCAAAACAUCGGAUAAUCCUAAGCCGYGAUAUACGUGACGAUYGAUCCUUGGCAUUGUGAUUGGCAGUAUUAGUUUUGUAGCUUGUGCCCAUUUGAAUUAYCACAGUGGCCAAAAACUUCCAGACUAGAAGCACACAAMACAAAUAUACACCUGUUCAAUACAAUGUCGUCUUCUACCAGCGCCAGCGACACAUCCGACGUUACGGAGACCAUCACCAAAUCCAACAUCGWCGACAUUGUGGAAUCCCUUUACAAUAACCAAGAUGAGCUCAUCGGAUAUUCCUGCAAGCAGAUAAUGGAGAAAAACACGGUCGAGGAGAUGGAUCUGGUCUUUUACAUGGACGUAUUGAGCCCAAAGGACGACGAGAGCGGCAACAGCGACACAAACUACCAGCUAGCCGCAAUCGAUGCGACGCAGUCGGUCGUGUUGGAGGAAGUUGCCCUGGAAUACCAGAUCGAUCCCGACAUUUCAAGGGGGGUCCGGUGCUUCGAUCUACCCGUCGACGGAUCGACAUGGCUGGUGCAGAUGUCGAUCGAGAAGAAGGACUUUGUUGAGGUUACAAUUUUUGGUACGUGUUUGUCCUCGUUCGCKGCUAUUGCUGUUACAUACUAAGUAGUGCGUUUUUGUGUAUUUGGUAAUCUAUUGUCCCGUAUGCUUGGUUUGCAACAUUCGAUCCCCAAAGACAAUGGAUCAUUUCUUUCGUAUUUCAGUUGGGCUCGGUUCAGUUCUGUUCGAUUUUAUUUGAUUUAAUGUGAUAUGCACUAACUUGAUUUUAUUUCACAUUCGAUUCGAUAUGAUUGAUAUGCGCCCUACUGUUAAAGGUGGUUGCCGGAAAUUGGAGUGGGAUGAUGCAACGCAGGACUGUAAUUUUUAUGAAGCCCGCCUCAAGGGAUCUUACAUCGGUGCCGUUCCUGUAGCCGACGACGGAACCGAAUUUUCCGAUGUCGUGGGCUUCUUGAAGUCCCUGAUCAACGGUCCCACUAUAGUGGACAACCUAAACAACAAUGGCGACGGCGGAAACGGCUUGGACAACAUUUUUGGCCAAAAUGCGGCGAGCGACGCCUAUAAGAUGGCCUUUCUGGGGGUCCCCCGGGCAGAAACGAACCCCAACUUCCAGGCCGAGGAGGGUCGAAACGACCUUAAGCCACCCGUCAACAUCAAAACAGGCAUUGAUGCGAGUCAGAGCACAGCUCAACCCAACCGCAACACCAUUACUGUGGUAGGGGGGAUGCUAGUGGCCUGCUUCUCGAUUGCCUUUUUGAUGGUGGCAUACAUUCUCGUAAAGCGCCGACAGUCCUACCGAAAUGAGAGGAACGAGGAUGAGGAAGAAAGGAGGAGCGCGGAAAUAUCGAUGGCGAUGGCCUCGGGAGCUUCCGCCGGGAACUUUCACCUCGACACGGUGGACAGAAUCGACCGCAACGACGAAUACAAUCACGCUGACGACGACGGUUAUGGGUACGACCGCAAUGAUUAUGACGAUGACAACGAUGGCGAUGACGAUGAUGAUAUUCGCGAGGACCAAGCCGGCGGUGGACGAGAGAUGGAUCCAGAGUCCUUUCGGGACGACGAUGCCGGUCCAGAAAUGCAGCAAAACCACCUUCAGCACGAAUCUUUAAGGUCCGCACAACGACCGCAACAAGAAUACGGYGACCAUCCCAUGUCGGCCGAAGCCAUCCAGAUGGACUUGGGGAAUACCCUCAAGGGCCAGAUGAUUGGGUUGCACGGAAACACCUCGAAGAAGGUCCUCCCCAUGUGUGGCCCUUCAACGCGGGGAGGAAACGGAGGCAACCAACACAAGGUGCAACGUCUCGGGARCCGAAACGCUGGGUCCUUCUUCCACCAGCUCAGCGACGACGGAGACCACGAUUCGUUCGACGACUCGGAYUCGUGGGCCCAAACUGAUGGGACCAUCGGGUCGCUGGAACUCCAGCUAGAACCCAUCACCGCGGAGGUAUAGUUCGCAAACAUACAUUCUAUACUUUGUUCAUACCACAUCGGUACUACCGUUGUGCUCAAUGCGGCAAUAAAGGCAACAUACUUUGACAGGAAUGCUGCUCAAUGUGCCUCGUCGGAAUUCCAUUGUGGCGCACAUCCUAUUUUGUCUAUCAAUAUGAUGCGAUGUUAAGCUCUUUCCGUUUGAAUAGUGUGUGCA